UGUUGUCAAUAGUCUCACAGAAAUGGCGGCGCCCAACAGCAACGUGGAAGAGAUCCGAAAUCGUGUAAUUCUUGGGGAAUAUGGCGUGCGGAAUGUCCAUACCACUGACUUCCCAGGAAACUACCGUGGCUACGAUGACACAUGGGACCAGAAGAAAUUUGAAGAGAAUUUUCGAGUUGACAUAAUUCAAAUGGAUGAAAGUACAGGUACAUUGGAGUUCGACAUGGUUGGGAUUGACGCUGCUAUCGCUAAUGCUUUCCGACGUAUUCUAUUAGCAGAGGUGCCAACGAUGGCAGUAGAGAAGGUGUUUAUAUACAACAACACAUCCAUUGUCCAGGAUGAGAUUCUGGCACAUAGACUAGGGCUGAUUCCAAUCAAGGCCGACCCCCGGCUCUUUGAAUACCGAAGCGCAGGAGAUGAAGAAGGCACAGAGAUUGACACAAUUCAAUUUCAAUUAAACAUAAAGUGCUCCAAGAACCCAAGAGCCACCAAAGACUCUACAGACCCCAGCGAGCUCUACCUCAACCACAUGGUUUACACCAAGCACAUGAAGUGGAUUCCGAUUGGGAACCAGGCAGACCUGUUCUCUGAAGCAGAUAUCUGCCCAGUUCACGAUGACAUUCUGAUCGCCAAGCUUCGCCCAGGGCAGGAGCUAGACAUCAUCAUGCACUGUGUGAAGGGAAUUGGUCAAGACCAUGCCAAGUUUUCUCCGGUGGCCACGGCAAGUUACCGCCUCCUUCCUGAAAUCUCACUGAUGCAGGUGGUGGAGGGGGAUCUGGCAGAGAAACUGAAACUCUGCUUUUCAAAGGGCGUCAUCGAGAUUGAAAAUGUCAAUGGGAGGAAGUUUGCUAAGGUGGUGAAUUCUCGACUAGAUACCUGCAGUAGAGAAGUCCUCCGGUACGAGGAACUGAAAAACAAGGUGAAGCUUGCCAGAGUCCGAGAUCACUUUAUCUUCUCUGUGGAGUCGACAGGAAUCCUUCCCCCAGACGUUCUGGUGAGCGAGGCGAUCAAAGUCCUGAUGUCAAAGUGUCGGAGAUUUCUGGAUGAACUAGACUCUUCUCAGGUGGAAUAACUGAAGAAUGUGAAGAUCUGCCUGGACUUUCCCAUUUUGGAAAUUAUUUUUGUUCUGGUCAGAGAUUAACCAAUGUGUAAACCCCCCCCCAAGUCUGGGUUAUAUCUGGACAAGUUCUCUUUACAGUUCGAUAUUGAGCAGCUGAUUUGUAAAGAUGGCUUUCCUUCUAUGUUAAGCUGCAGUAUAGAAGUAUAGUUUGCCACAAGUUAUUUCAAGAUUUACAGUUUGGUUAUACAGAUCUGUGCUGAAAACCAAGACUGGUUUUUACUGUGUUUUGUUUCUUAUGGAUCUCCCACCCCAUGUGAUUUUACUGUUGUAAGCAGUUCAAAUCAGCGCUGUACAAUAAACAUGAAAAACUAA
This is a messenger RNA of Polyodon spathula (Mississippi paddlefish), 1432 nucleotides long. It is a transcript of the gene polr1c, whose product is annotated as RNA polymerase I and III subunit C. Gene Ontology annotation, cellular component: RNA polymerase III complex; RNA polymerase I complex. The transcript is spliced from 9 exons. Gene Ontology annotation, molecular function: protein dimerization activity; DNA binding. NCBI's taxonomy places the organism in Eukaryota, Metazoa, Chordata, Actinopteri, Acipenseriformes, Polyodontidae. The record is from RefSeq and is a predicted model, not a curated record. The coding region runs from base 23 to 1072 and encodes 349 amino acids. Gene Ontology annotation, biological process: DNA-templated transcription.